CCCUUGUGGUUCUCCUUGCUCGCCCUUAAAACCCUGACGUCAGACCUCGAUUUUUGCCGAUCAUUAAUAAAGAUAGAAUUAUAUGCAAUGCAUAGACUUCCUUGCCUUCUAAUGCAUAUGCAAAGUGACACUGCGAAGCGAGGUCGAUUCAUAAACUAGAAUUACGGCAUUUAUUCAGUUCCGCUUUCUUUAAUAAGAUGAUGAAAGAAUACAAUCCAGUAAAAACGCAAAAACAAUGAGCAAGCGUGACUCGGGGGCAUCAUCGUCGAGUUCAGCUAAGAAGAGCCCUCUUCGAGCUUCAUCGACAGCUUGCAAAAGUCCUCCUCAAGCAAGCGGAGAGGAUGACUUGGAUGCCAGAGUGGCGACAGCGCGACAGAAUCUUCAGAGCAUGAUGGGCGACCUGAAACAGACACGCGAGGGCGUCCGCACAGCUCAAGAAAGAGGCAAGAAUAUGGGCACUGUUAAGGCUUAAAUACAUAGUAGAAUUCUUCAUCUGAAGAAGCAUCUUUAAGCGCUUUCCCAAGGGGAAAACACGUCCAAGAUGAAUAGAAGUGAGCUCUAACACUGCUAGCGCAGAGCUUGAUGCGAAGUGGAAGGCGUUCCAAACCCAAUUCGACGAUAUGAAUCGCCGACUCAUCGGUGCAAUAGGCGGAUCACUGCAGCAAGAAAGCGGAAUAGUUCUGCCGAUCGCACCAUCCAGCAACAAGGGUGUAAGAUUUUGAUUUUUUUGUUUGCGUGAUAUAUACAUAGAUACAUGUUGAUUCCUGUUGAUUCGAAUGUUGUUGAUGUUCCGUUGAAACUCUCCGACCUGCUGCUGGGUGACAGACCUGUCAAAAAAUGUUCGAGACACAGAGCCGUUCAUCAUCAGCGGAAUCAAAACAUCUUCCUACUUGAAAAAAAUACAAUUUCAGCAAAUUUUGUGAAAAAUCGCAUGAGCCAGUAGACGCGAUCCUUGAUGCAAUCUUUUCAGCCAUCGCGAUGAUGAAUUUACAACCUUCGCGAUGACCUUUCACGACCGAUCGCGAUCACUACGUGCCAACCUUCUAGGCCGUAUAACCGUCUAAGUACAACAAAAGUAGUCAUUUAGGGUUCGUUGUUCUUGUAAAGUAAGUAGCCCAGUAGUGCAUUGACUUCUAUUGAUGUAUGUUAAACCAGUCCGUAGCAGGAAACAUUUUGACUAAAUUGAAGUCGAAUCCGGUGUUUUUCUUUUUAUGACUUUUUCCUAUCCUCCUAUCAAAGAAAAGGAGAACCCGUCGAGUACCUAGUAGUUAGUAAAUAAUCGACGAGGAUCAGGACGACUACAUCAGCAUCUUACUCUUGCUAAUACAAUAAGUGCUGGGUCAGAAAUCAUUCGUCCACCUGUUCUUUUUUAGGUUGUUCCCGUCUUAGCCUCUACUAGUAAAAAAUGGCUGCUAGCGAUAGUGAUUAUGAUAGCGACGAUUCUGGCUUACCGUGGUAUCUUCAACAAUCAGAUACGAAGGAUGACUGGUGGCGUCAGUAUAGCGAGGAAGAGAGACAAGAAGUUUUCGAGGGGGCGGAGCCGAAUUUACCCGACUUGUGUCGCUUCAUAAAAACUGGCAAAAUCCAGAAAAUCGUGGUGAUGUGUGGCGCCGGAAUCUCAGUGUCCGCUGGCAUUCCAUUAUGAUUGGAUGGAAGAUAGUUCUUGAAGUAUUUGGACAAAAAGCACUUACCUUUUUUUUAUACCUGAAGCUAAACCUGUUGUAGCUAAUGUACCUACCGCUCCCGACAUAUCAUUAUAUCCUCUCAGUAACUCUAAAACAGUAGCUGUACAUCCCGAUAGUACCGCUAGUACCAACCAGAACCACUAAUUAUUGUAAUAAAUUUGUGACACAGCGGAAACUUCUCUCUAGUACACUGGCGACUUUCUUCUAAUACCUGACUUUCGUUCCAAAGGCGGCUUGUACGAGAAGUUGAGGCGCGAACACGGUAUGUCAAGACCGGAGACGCUUUUCGACAUAAGCUAUUUCCGGAAGAACCCCAGACCAUUUGCAGAACGAUCUCUCGAAAUGCUUCCAGGCAAAUUUCAGCCGACUUUGACUUAUGAUAAGCAAAUACUAAAUUCAUUGUAUGGGAGCUGAGGUAGUAGUUAGACAGCCACCACAGGUCUCCCCAUUUCCUUUCUCCGUUGUCGUUUUUAUUUCUUGGAUUUUCGUAUUCCUAUCAUGUAUUCACGACUGCAUGAGCAGGCUCACUUAAAUUCGACGACUGCGAGAGCAAGUUCUUUCCGCAGCAUCUCUAAGUAACGCACUUCUUUCUCUCGCUGUUGAUGCAAAAGGGUCUCUUGCAACGAGUGUAUACCCAGAAUAUCGAUACGCUAGAGAAGUUGGCCGGCUUACCUGACGAGAUGGUUGUCUACGCUCACGGAUCAUUUGCCGAUGUUCAUUGCAUCGAGUGCAGACGGCAGGUUCGACUAGACGAUUGGCGCGCAAAAAUAGAGAAGCAUGAGAUUCCACGGUAUUGAAAUAAGUUUGGAAAUCAUUUACAUUCGCUCGAUCCAUUUUUUGCUCUUUUAUAAUGUUGCUCUUUUACAAGAUCAUUUAAGAUCAUCAUGAUACGCAGGUGCCUCGGUCCCCCGCAGCGACCACGUCGCGGCAGUAAAGCCUCUUCGUCUUCCAGCAAACGUGACCACAGUGAUGAGGAGGACCACGUGGAUUCGUCUUUGUCUCCGUCUCCAAAGGAUGAAAGAGGGGAGAAGAUAUACGUCCACGAUGGUGUCGAUAGGAGACAGUAUUGCGCUGGUCUGGUCAAGCCGGAUAUUGUCUUUUUCUUACGGCUAGCUAUCGCUGAAGCAUCCUCAGCACCAUGAUUCCCGGCUCUUUUUCAACCUGUACAUACAUACUUACUUGAAAAUAGAGCCAACAAGGAUGGGUCCAGGGAUGCGGCUGCGAUAGCUCUAAGUUUUGGGGAAAAUCUGCCGCCACGUUUUGGCGCUAUGAGGAGGAAGGACUUUGAAGCCGCAGACGCAUUGAUCGUGAUGGGAACAAGUUUGAAGGUUUCGCCGUUUAAUACCUGCAUUACCCUUAUGGCAAAUAGACAUAGAGUUCUUAGAUAAAUUAGCUUUGCACGACAGAGACUUCUGAGACCACUCCGUUACUGAAAUUACUAAGGAAAAACAAGGAAGAUCAUGAUAGUGCUCCAAAUCAUGAUAGUGCUCCAAACCUAGAAUUGUAGAUGAAGAGCCUAUUUUUUCCAUACAACAAGGAAGGAGACCUACAGCUUUCAUCAUCUUUGUUGAUGAGCAGCAUUUUUUGUUGGGUCGUCCACCUCUAAGAGUUUGCCAUUAAAGAACGGGGGUCGCGGGGUCCGCGUGCUGGUGAACAAUGAAGCGGUCGGCACAGCAGAGGAGCAGCCAUUGCUGGGACCGAGAGCUUUUCAAUUUUCGCACCCAAAAAAUUUUCGAGACUUGUUCCUAGAAGGUGCUUGCGACGAACAAGUUCUCGAGAUGUGUCACGAACUAGGGUGGACCGACGAGCUAAAAGCUUUACAGAAAAGCUGCAGUAGUCAGGAUGGUAAUGGUUGGAAAACCAUGGUUGAUCAUCAAGCAUCCGGGGAAGGACUAGAAUUCAAAAUACGGGAAUGACAAUGACUUCUGGCCUCCUCAUGUAAGUGUCACUAAGUACUUUCAUGGGAGAAUUUGUACUAUCCGAUUCACAUUUCAGCACCCAUUUUUGGAAAAGCACAUAUAGUGAGAAGAAACGGAGGACAUCAUAAUACAGAAGACCUACCAACCCCUUUGUUCCUUCUCUUUCUGAUCUAAUUCGAAUGGGCUUAGUGUCUCGCUCUCGUCUGGUGUUGACUUGUUCACCUACUUAAAUAUUAUUUCUCACCUUCUCCAUAUGGAAUGCCGACACGCAUUCGUCAGCUUCCCCCUGGCCUCACUCAAACAUCUUCCUCUUCUACCCGGUAUGAGUACCUAAGUUUUACGCACCCGCGUCCUCUCUGGAGUGUUAUUCCAUACGGAGGAAGAGUUUCGUCCACCUAUUUUUUGCUUUUAUCCAGUGGAACUUCA
Messenger RNA from Amoebophrya sp. A25, 4030 nucleotides. Lineage: Eukaryota; Dinophyceae; Syndiniales; Amoebophryaceae. The record is from the annotation of a GenBank genome assembly.